AUGUCAGAUUAUGUUCGGAAAGGCUUGAUUGAUUAUGUACCCUGGAACCAACCAAGACGGGAGCUUCUUCGUCCUCCACACAAGUACCGGCCGGAGUCUGCCAAGUUUGAAAACAGAACCACACAUCAGGAUGACUAUACCAUGAAAUGCCUUGUGACUACUGAGAGCUGUAAGCCUUCAGUCAAGGCAAAGAUUUGCAACAUCCCCUUGGAAGAUCUGACUAACUACAAGAUGAGUUAUGUGCCCCACCCUGUGGAGAAGCGCUUCGUUAAAGAGGCAGAGAAAUACAUACCCUGUGAUAUCCCCUUUGAGAACCUGACCACCCACAAAGAGUCCUACAGAGGCCUCCUAGGGGAGGCCGCCAAGAGCUUAAAACCUCCAGACAAGGUACCUGUGCAUGAUAUACCUUUCUCGGACAUCACCGAGAUUCAGGAGAAAUACCAAGCUUGGCCAACGCCCCGGAUAGUUCCCAAAGCUCCCGUUGUGUAUGUCCCUCCUGAGGAGAAGAUGGAUCUUCUGACAACUGUGCAGACCCAUUAUAAACACCGUAAGGGUAGCCCUGCUAUAACUUGCCGACCUGUGCCUUCCAUUAUAAAGAGCGGCCGCUUCCAAAGCUCUACCACUUCCAAGGAUGACUUCAAGCAGUGGGCAGCUGUGAACACAAAACCAAUCAGACCUGUUCCCCAUCUGAACUUGCCUGUGGAGCCUUUGGACUGCCAGACCACCACUAAGAUAUGCUACGUGCCUCAUCCACCUACCAUUACUGAAAACUACAAGCCCGCCUGGGUUGGCCCUCGAAGAAACAUCCCUGUAGAGGGUCAGACUACUUAUUCCAUUAGCUUUACUCCCAAGGAUUUGGGCAGGUGUCCAGCAUCAUACAUAAACCCCCCAGGCUAUAUCUUUGAGGAAGUGGAUACUACGGGGCACAAGAUAUAUAGGUCAAUUUCUCAGACAGCUCCUAGGCAGAGCAGCUCUCUUUCUAUACAUGAUGUGGAAAAGCCUGGUCAGAAAGAACUACAAGUGUCAUCCUGACUGUGAAAAAAAUUAAAAACCUGCAAAUACCAGAAAACUAAAAAUUAUCCAUUGAAGAAGAAUUUCCCAAAAUGAAAAAAAUUAAAAUACCUACUUCAGAAUGAAAAACAAAACCAUCACCAAUUCCAGGAUAUUUGAAA
This is a messenger RNA of Rattus rattus (black rat), 1172 nucleotides long. RefSeq names its product stabilizer of axonemal microtubules 1-like. Gene Ontology annotation, molecular function: microtubule binding. The record is from RefSeq and is a predicted model, not a curated record. Gene Ontology annotation, biological process: microtubule anchoring. Bases 1 to 1032 code for a protein of 343 amino acids. Gene Ontology annotation, cellular component: ciliary basal body; centriole; sperm flagellum. NCBI's taxonomy places the organism in Eukaryota, Metazoa, Chordata, Mammalia, Rodentia, Muridae. The transcript is spliced from 2 exons.